This is a messenger RNA of Gastrolobium bilobum, 1642 nucleotides long. Its product is annotated as cytoplasmic 60S subunit biogenesis factor REI1 homolog 1. Bases 127 to 1362 code for a protein of 411 amino acids. Gene Ontology annotation, cellular component: preribosome, large subunit precursor. The transcript has 5 exons. NCBI's taxonomy places the organism in Eukaryota, Viridiplantae, Streptophyta, Magnoliopsida, Fabales, Fabaceae. Gene Ontology annotation, biological process: ribosomal large subunit biogenesis. The record is from RefSeq and is a predicted model, not a curated record. Gene Ontology annotation, molecular function: zinc ion binding; nucleic acid binding.
CGUCGUAGGUUCUUUUUUUUUUCAGUUUUGAGGUUCCUUUUUUAUUUUCUCUCUCUCAAAUCAAUAAACCCAACCCUUCACUACUCCAACAAAAUCAAACUUGAAACAAAAAAAUAAUAAUCAACCAUGCCGGGAUUAACGUGCAACGCUUGCAACACAGAGUUCAAGGAUGAUUCAGAGCAAAAACUCCAUUACAAGUCCGAGUGGCAUCGCUACAAUCUCAAGCGCAAGGUGGCUGGAGUUCCUGGGGUGACCGAAGCACUGUUUCUGGCUAGACAAUCUGCACUUGUUCAAGAGAAAGAUAAAUCGAGUGAAACCCCCAUGCUCUAUAGCUGUGGCCUUUGUGGAAAGGGGUACAAAAGUUCUAAGGCUCAUGCUGAGCAUCUUAAAUCACGCGGUCAUAUGAUGCGAGCUUCUGAAGGAACUAGUCUUUCAGAUGAGAAGGCAAUAAUUAAGCCACUUCCACAACGUGUUGUGAAUAGGCCUCCUCCUAAAAGAGAGGUAGCUAGCUCUGAAAAUGAAGAAAGUGAAGAUGAAUGGGAGGAGGUUGAUCCUGAAGAUGAUUUGGUUAAUGAUGCUGCAAAGUCCUUGAUUGAUUUGAAGAUGAAUGAGCAUACCGACAAUGGUGAUAUGGAUGAAGAUGCUGAUGAUGAUUUUGAGGAGUUAGAUCCAUCGUGUUGCUUUAUGUGUGAUCAAGAGCACAAUACAAUAGAAAGUUGCAUGGUUCACAUGCACAAGCACCAUGGAUUCUUCAUUCCAGAUGUUGAGUAUUUGAAGGAUCCAAAAGGCCUCCUCACUUAUCUUGGCCUUAAGGUCAAAAGGGACUGCAUGUGUCUGUACUGCAAUGAUCGAUGUUAUCCUUUCAGCAGCUUGGAAGCAGUCAGGAAACAUAUGGCCGCAAAAGGUCACUGUAAAGUGCAUUUCGGUGAUGGUGAUGAUGAUGAGGAAGUAGAGUUAGAAGAAUUCUACGACUAUAGCAGCAGUUAUGUGGAUGAGCAAGGCAAGCAGCUGGUUGCAUCCAGUGAUGUGGCUAACAAUGUAGAACUCAGUAGUGGUGGGUCUGAGCUCAUAAUCACUAGGAAAUCUGGUGAUGGUACAUCAACCAGAACACUUGGCUCCCGUGAAUUUUUGCGUUAUUAUCGUCAGAAGCCUCGGCCAUCACCAGCAAAUAAUAUGGCAAUCACUGCUGCAUUGGCUUCAAGGUACAGGAGCAUGGGCUUGGCGACUGUCCAAUCAAGGCAGCAAAUUGUGAGGAUGAAAAUCUUGAAGGAAAUGAAUAGGUCAGGUGUGGAGAAUAUGCGUAGCAAGAUAGGGAUGAAGAGUAAUGUCAUCCGGAACCUGCCAAACAAUGUCCCAUAUUAGUCCUCUUCCUUUCUUCCUGUUGCUACCUGUUUGAAAAUCUUAAGUGGUGCUGUGUAAUAGUUAUUAGCUAUUAAGUUUCCUUUUUGAAGUAAUUUUAGAUUUCUUGAUGUCAUGGAGAGGCAUACACAAAGCAUCCGAAGGUACCAUUCGGUGUUGAAUGGAAUGACAUGAUAUUUUCCCGUUUAGAGUUGUUGGACAGUUUACUUAUUCCUUUGUUAUUGGUGGUAUAUUCACCAUGAGAUGAUAAAGAUUUUUUUGGGUUUAUGCAAUUUUGAAGAGA